Molecule: messenger RNA, 1679 nt
Organism: Pieris napi
Lineage: Eukaryota; Metazoa; Arthropoda; Insecta; Lepidoptera; Pieridae
Product: protein phosphatase PTC7 homolog
Exons: 5
Coding region: 196-1113 (305 amino acids)
Source: RefSeq, a predicted model, not a curated record
GCUUCCUUUCGUUUUCAUUUUUGAUUUUUCAAUCAAAUGGCUCAGUGAUUGUGCGCACUUCACUUUAAUAUGCGAUUAUUCAUAGUAGAUACUGAUUAGAAUUGAAUAUUGUUAUGUGAUUUUAAACGAUUUAAAUGAUAUGGGUUUCUUUACAAAUUGUUCUUUGUGAUAAGUCUAAUACAACCAAGCGAGUGAAUGAUGCAUUCUAUAUUUUGGACAGGCAGAGUUUUAUCACGUGCUAUAAGAAAUGGACUUUCGAAUUUAUCGAGUGCAGCUGAAUUAAAUGUUUCCAAAAAGAAACAUCCAUAUUUAGUGUCAGUGGUUUGUGGUUUUCCUAAAGAUAUUGCGAAUGGGAGGUCUCAUAAAGGACAGUUUGGCGACGAUGCCUGGUUCUCCACUACCUUCAACAAUGCAGAUGUCAUUGGUGUUGCUGAUGGUGUGGGGGGCUGGAGGGCAUAUGGCAUUGAUCCUGGAGAAUUCUCCUCUUACCUUAUGAAAACUUGUGAGAGACUUGUGAGAAUGGGCCAUUUCAAGUUAUCAGAACCAGGAGACCUUUUAGCAAAGUCAUACUAUGAAUUGUUAGAACACAAGAAACCAAUUUUAGGAAGUAGCACAGCCUGUGUUAUGAUACUGGACCGCAAUGAGAGUAUAAUGCGAGCAGCAAAUAUUGGUGACAGUGGAUAUAUGGUGGUGAGAGGGAACCGCAUAGUACACAGGUCACAUGAACAACAGCACUACUUUAAUACACCAUACCAACUAAGUCUGCCGCCACCGGGACAUGAUAGGAAUGUGUUAAGUGAUAGGCCAGAAUCGGCUGAAACUGCCGAGUUCAAAGUAGAAAGCGGGGACGUAAUUCUUGUAGCGACCGAUGGAGUAUUCGACAACGUGCCAGUAACAGUAUUGGUGGCCGAGAUGCGCAGAGCGCAGGGCAUGGACAACGACUCCCAGAAGUUGCAGGCCGUGGCGAACUCCAUUGCUUGGAUGGCGCGCAAUCUCUCCUUCGAUGGCUGUUAUAUGUCGCCGUUCGCCAAGAGCGCGCGCCAGAACGGCAUAGAUGCCAUAGGUGGAAAACCAGAUGAUAUAACAGUGCUUCUGGCAAUAGUGGCGCUAUGAAGGCAUCGUUUGACUGUUUUAGUUUAAAUUUUAUUUGUUUUGAAUAGUCCUUCCAAAUUAGAAUCGACACCAAAAAUUAAGAAAAUUUGUUAUCUUGACAUCUUUCGGAAUAUAUUUUAUUUCACAAAACUAAAGACAUCCAUGGAAGACCUUGGGCAUUCGUGAUGAAUGUAAAAAUAGUGAAUCUGGUAUGCUUUAUUUAAAAAACAAUGUGUGGUUGUUAUAAUUUAAGAUUUGUAGCAGGUGCUCAUGCCAUAAAAAAGGUUCUGAUCAACUUCUGGAAAAUAUUUCUAUUGAGUCCUCUAUAGACUUAGUAUGAAAUAUUACUUGGAAAGUCAAUUAUAUGUUACAUUUUAAAUAGUAAAAUUAUUGCAUUUGAUAACAUUAAAGGUUUAAUGCAAUAUUCAGAUUUAAAAAGUUGUGAUGUUAAUAUUGUUUGAUUGAAGACUGAUUCUAGUAUAAAUGUGUUGUUUUGUAAAUAACUGGAAUGGUAUUGUGUCUAUUUAAUUUUUAUAAACUUUUACCUUCAAACUAAUUCUUAUCUAUUAAAAUACUGAUACAUUUUA